This is a messenger RNA of Zea mays, 1405 nucleotides long. RefSeq names its product short-chain dehydrogenase TIC 32, chloroplastic. The transcript has 9 exons. Bases 278 to 1186 code for a protein of 302 amino acids. Lineage: Eukaryota; Viridiplantae; Streptophyta; Magnoliopsida; Poales; Poaceae. The record is from RefSeq and is a predicted model, not a curated record.
CAAACAAUCAAACCGGGACUUCCUUGUCACAGUCCAUGUCGUAGCUAUUAUGACAUGGGAAUGGGAUGGAUGCUGAAACUUUGCUAGCUAGCUAGCUGAAAGGCUCCGGCCGGGCCUGGCUGGUACACACGCCCAGAUCCUUGUUGUGCACGUACGUUCCAAACUUGCUCAUACUACUCAGAGCGCGGCGACAUGUUCGGCUUUCUGAAACAACGGAGGCAGACCCCGUCAGGGUUCUCGUCGUCGUCAGCCGCCGAGGAGGUCACCGCCGGCAUCGAUGGCUCCGGCCUCGUCGCGAUCGUCACGGGUGGGCGCGUCUAGUGGGAUCGGUGCCGAGACCUGCCGAGUUCUGGCGCUGCGGGGCGUUCGCGUUGUGAUGGGCGUGAGGACACCGUCUGCCGGUGAGCGCGUCAAGGAAGAGAUCGUGAAGAACGUCCCCGCUGCCGAUUCUCCCCACAGCCAGAUUCUCAGAAAAGCUGGUCAGAAAAAAGCUGAACCAAACAGACACGUUAGCAGCAUGUCAUCCGUCAAGAGAUUCGCUGACAACUUCAACGGACUAAAUCUCCCACUCAACAUUCUCAUUAAUAAUGCAGGAAUCGCAUUUUCUCCUUUCACCCUUUCGGAUGAUGGAAUUGAGUUACAAUUUGCAACAAAUUACCUUGGCCAUUUUCUACUCACUAAUCUUUUACUUGAAAAGAUGAAAAUCACGGCCAUGGAGAGUGGAAUAGAAGGUAGGGUUGUGAUUGUUGCUUCUGACAGCUACAAGCACACGUAUCGAGAGGGAAUUCGUUUUGAUAAACUCAAUGAUGCAUCAGGCUAUAAAGGCAUCCUGGCUUAUGGCCAAUCGAAGCUGGCCAAUAUAUUGCGUUCCAAUGAACUUUCUUGCCGCUUGAAGGAAGAAGAUGCAAAAGUAGUAGUCAACUCACUGCAUCCGGGAGUUGUUGCCACCAACAUCACGCGCCAUCUGGGUAUCAUAAAAGAUAUUCUUUCUCCAAUUGCUAAACUUGUACUAAGGGGUGUUGAACAAGGUGCAGCCACCGUUUGUUAUCUGGCAUUGCAUCCUCAGGUUGCUGGAGUCACCGGCAAAUACUUUGUGGAUUUCAAUGCUGUUGAACUAAAACCGCCUGCAACUGACAAGGAGUUGUCCAAAAAGCUCUGGGAUUUUAGUGUCAGCCUACUCCAGUGAUAUAACUGCCGAUUAGUUCUCCUACGCCAGCUGGUAAAUAAAGGUCGAUCUGAAUGAGAGAUCAUGUUUCAGUAAUAGAACAAGGUGAUCCAGCAGUGUAAUAUCUACUACUACUUAUUGUUUGACUAGAUAUGGAUGCCAUAUGUUUGUAAUUUGAAUAAAUUGAUUGGAUACAUUUCUGCACUUGUUUGAAUUGUGGCAAUGUCGGACAUGUCUAAA